Molecule: messenger RNA, 1047 nt
Organism: Triticum urartu
Lineage: Eukaryota; Viridiplantae; Streptophyta; Magnoliopsida; Poales; Poaceae
Source: RefSeq, a predicted model, not a curated record
ACGCGUGCUCUGCGAUUCUCAAGUUGUGAUCGCCGACCGCACGGUACUCUCGCAAGCGAAGUUCUGUUUUCUUUUGAGCUAUGGCAACUCUGGGCGCAGCAACAGCAUGCGUCCCUACCUCCGGCGUUAGGUGCGUGCCAGCGUUUGCCGCCGCGCCGGAGCCGAUCAGGACCGCCCCGCGUCCCGCCGCCUCCCCGAAGCGACCCGCGACGGGCGGCGCGAGGCUGUCGGCCAGGUUCAGGACGGCGGCGGCGGCGCACAAGGUGAAGCUCGUCGGGCCCGAUGGCGCGGAGACGGAGCUGGAGGUGGCGGAGGACGCCUACAUCCUGGACGCGGCGGAGGAGGCCGGCGUGGAGCUGCCCUACUCGUGCCGGGCCGGGUCGUGCUCGACGUGCGCGGGGAAGCUGGCGUCCGGCGAGGUGGACCAGACGGACGGGUCGUUCCUGGACGACGCGCAGAUGGCCGAGGGCUACGUGCUCACCUGCGUCGCCUACCCCCGGGCGGACUGCGUCAUCUACACCCACAAGGAAGAGGAGGUGCAUUAGAUUAGCUAGACCAAUCCGUGCCAGAGUUUUCGUGUUGUGUCCGACGGUUCGUGUCUUGCAGAUGUACGGUGCUGUGUAGUGUAGUGGAGUAGUAUCUGAUGGGCUAAUAAGCCACGGCGACGAAGCCGGGCACGUCGAGCGCGGGUAUGGGCGUGCGCUGGACUUGCUGGGCGCGUCGGGUCCGAGGACUAGGGCGUGCGUGUGUGCGUGCGUUGGGUGCAUGGGCGUGUCCGUGCACCGGGGUAGUGUGUGUCUGUUGGCGAUCCGUGUGGGGCGAUCGGGUCGCCUGGUUGAUGCUCAGCGCGAGACGCGGGCGCACGCGCGUGCGUAGCGGGCGUGGCGAGAGCAUGCAGGGCGUGGAGUAGAUCGCGGGCGAGUGGAGGCGUGGGUGCGUGCCCAGUGCACUGGCUCGGGAUAUAAAGCCACGGGGUGAUCGUUGUAACAGUUGACACGGUCGAGUUCGUGCUCGAGGCAACAAGGGGGCGUUUGAGCGCCGGAAAAA